Messenger RNA from Dothidotthia symphoricarpi CBS 119687, 1924 nucleotides. RefSeq names its product O-acetylhomoserine ami. Gene Ontology annotation, molecular function: transferase activity, transferring alkyl or aryl (other than methyl) groups; pyridoxal phosphate binding. Gene Ontology annotation, biological process: transsulfuration. The record is from RefSeq and is a predicted model, not a curated record. NCBI's taxonomy places the organism in Eukaryota, Fungi, Ascomycota, Dothideomycetes, Pleosporales, Dothidotthiaceae. The coding region runs from base 383 to 1768 and encodes 461 amino acids. The transcript has 8 exons.
CUUGGACCGAAACUGGACGCUGUGACAUGUACUUUUUGAUCAGCAGAGUUCAUCGAGAGGCUGUGAGACGUCGGUUCAUCAGCAGGGGGGCACCGAUGAACCGUAGAUUGAAGUGGAGAGUGGGGUAUGAGAUCGGUAAUCCCCGAGGCGAUGAGGAGGGGCGACUAAAUAGUUUUGGGAGCUUAGUCUACGGUACAGCAACUGAGACGCGUGCGACUGGUAUUGCCUUGUAUGACGUGACGGAAGCGAGGUCUUGCACAAUUGUCUUCGGGGACUGGACUUCCUCUUCUGUAUUUCCCUUUCUCUCACUCAGGUACCCAGCUUUUUUAUACAAAAUACUUCGCCAGGUUGAUCAAAGGAGAAGAUUCAAUACAUUCUCAUCAUGGCUGAGGAAAUCUCCAAGAACUUCGAGACGCUGCAAUUGCAUGCCGGCCACACUCCAGAUUCCGAGACAAAUUCUCGCGCCGUACCAAUCUAUGCGACUACCUCAUUCGUCUUCAAUGACUCGGCACACGGCGCGAGGCUAUUCGGCCUCAAGGAGAUGGGAAACAUCUAUUCCAGAAUAGGAAACCCCACAGUUGCCGUCUUCGAGAAGCGUAUUGCAGCCCUCGAAGGCGGUGUUGCUGCUCUUGCGACAUCCUCUGGUCAAGCAGCCCAGUUCGUCGCCAUCGCCACGCUUGCGCAGGCUGGUGACAAUAUCAUCUCGACCUCGAACUUGUAUGGAGGCACAUACAACCAGCUCAAGGUCAUGUUCCCGCGUUUUGGUAUCCAGACAAAGUUCGUCAAUGGGGAUAAGCCUGAGGAUUUUAAAGCGGCCAUUGAUGAUAAGACGAAGGCUAUCUAUUUGGAAAGCAUAGGAAACCCCAAGUACAACGUCCCCGACUUCGAGAAGAUUGCGGCAAUCGCACAUGAAGCUGGUGUUCCGGUCAUCGUCGACAACACUUUCGGUGCUGGAGGAUACUUCGUUCAGCCCAUUGCCCACGGUGCAGACAUCGUCGUACAUUCUGCCACGAAAUGGAUCGGAGGCCACGGCACAACAAUCGGCGGAGUCAUUGUCGAUUCCGGAAAGUUCGACUGGGGCAAGCACGCAAAGCGUUUCCCCCAAUUCAACGAGCCAUCGGAGGGAUACCACGGCCUGAAGUUCUGGGACACAUUCGGCGCCAUCACCUACAUCAUCCGCGCACGAGUCGAAAUCCUACGCGACCUAGGCGCGGCCCUGAACCCCUUCGCAGCGCAGCAACUCCUCCUCGGCAUCGAAACCCUGAGCCUGAGAGCCGAGCGCCACGCUCAAAACGCGCUGAAACUGGCACAGUGGCUGGACGGCAACGAGAACGUGAGCUGGGUCUCGUAUCUGGGCCUCGAGAACCACCCGUCACACGAACUUGCGAAGAAGUACCUGCCGCGGGGGUUUGGGGGCGUGCUCUCGUUCGGCGUCAAGGGAGGCGGCGCUGCGGGGAGCCAGGUCGUUGAUAACUUCAAGCUUAUUUCUAAUUUGGCGAAUGUUGGGGAUUCGAAAACUCUUGCUAUCCAUCCCUGGAAUACGACUCACGAGCAGCUGAGCGAUGAGGAGAAGGCUAGUUCGGGCGUGACUGAGGAUCUCAUUCGUAUCUCUGUCGGCACGGAGCACAUCGACGACAUCAUCGCCGACUUCGAGCAGUCAUUCAAGCAGAGCGCGACUAAGCCAGAGGAGAAGGGCAAGCCUGCCAACGCCGAGAAGACGGGCGGAGAUGAAGGCGAGUCUGCAGGCUCUCUGUCUGGAGCUGUGUAAGAGAGUACUUCAGAUGCGCCGCGCAAACAAUGUCAGAGGAGAGGAAUCCCUGGAAGACAGAGUUUCAAAACAGUUUAGAUACCAUGCACCUUGCUUCUUACAAAACAUGAAGAUACUCGGAGUCGGCGCGUUCUUUACCACCGACACGCGUCGGGG